Messenger RNA from Penicillium brasilianum, 1305 nucleotides. NCBI's taxonomy places the organism in Eukaryota, Fungi, Ascomycota, Eurotiomycetes, Eurotiales, Aspergillaceae. The record is from the annotation of a GenBank genome assembly.
CCGAAGUGAACUCUCCAAAUACUUAAAGAAUGGCCAUUUUCCGAGAAACGAGCUUGCCUUUAACCCCAUAGUUCUCAAUUUCUAUCACCAACACGUAAAGUACACUUGAUUACAUUCUAUCCUUCCAGUGAAAUUGCAUUUUCUCAAUCAUGGCUUCUAACUAUAUUACCAACGUUGCCAUUGUCGGAGCUGGAGGCAACAGUGGUAGCUUCAUGACUGACGCCUUGCUGAAAGCUGGAAAACACACCAUUACCGCACUCACCAGAGAGGGUAGCCAGAGCAAACUCCCAUCCGGAGUGAUCUCCAAGACCAUUGACUACGGCAAGAUCGAGACCAUUGUUGAGGCACUAAAAGGACAGGAGGCUCUGAUCAUCACAGUCCCAGGUCAAGCACCCGAAGACACGGAGCUGAACUUGAUCAAGGCCGCUGCAGAGGCUGGCGUGAAAUGGAUUCUGAAUGAUUGGUGCCCCGACACGUUGAAUGCGGACUUGGUUCGGGAUGUUAAUAUUUUCCAGUUCAAAGUGGCCUUCCGCAAGGCUAUCAGUGACCUCGGGGUAAGUAACUAUAUCAGCGUGUCGACUGGCUUCUGGUACGAAUGGAGUUUGGCAAUCCCGGCGGCGUUUGGGAUCGAUCUGAUUAAUCGGACUGCGACGUUAUUUGAUGAAGGUGAUGUCAAGAUCACAACAUCCACCUGGCCUCAGGUCGGUCGCGCCGUGGCUGGGAUUUUGAGCCUACCAACCAAGGCCGAAGGCUCUGAAGCAUCUCUCGAGAACCUCAAGAAUCAGGUCAUUUAUGUCAAGUCUUUCACUGUCAGCCAGAAGGACAUGUUGGAAUCCGUGUACCGAGUUACCGGAACCACAGAAGCCGACUGGACCAUCACCAAAGAGUCGUCUAUUGAGCGGUAUACCAACGGCUUGAAGGAGAUGUACGAGGGGAGUCGCAACGGAUUUGCGAAGAUGCUUUACACUCGGGUGUUCUACCCGGAUGGCUGUGGUGAUAUAGAGCACAAGGGUACGAUCAACGACCUACUUGGUCUGCCAACGGAGGAUAUCGAUGCAGCGACGCGGGUUGCCGUUGACCGAGCCAAGACCCAUCCUUGGAGCUGAAGCACUAGAAAUCUGGAGGAGAUCGGAAUGGCUUCAUGGCGAUGGAAAUCGGAUUGGAUCCGCCUCCCGCUGAAUGCGCACAAUCAGGGUAUACUAUCUACAGCUGGUGGGAAGGCACGAUGGAUGGUAGUGUGAAAGGUUGUAAUUUGGAAACACCCCUCUCAAUCAUCAGACAUGGUAUUCGCAACAAGUAUAAAUC